AAAAAAAAAGGAAGAAAUUGAAUUGAUUUCAAUCUUUACCAACAAAUUCUGAUGAAAUUCUUCGAUGAAAAAAAAUUUUAAUAAAGAGAAAAAAUUUAAUUAACUUCAAAUUUUUUUUCUUCAAAAAAUUGUCACGACGAAAAGAUUCGAAAUUUUUCGAACGAACGAAAUUGAAUAAAAAAGAUAUUGAAUUAAGUUUCAAUUUUUAUCAAAGAAAAAGUUGACGAAAAAAUACGAAACUUUUCCAUGAACAGAGCUAAACGAAGAACAUUGAAUUAAUAUCAAUCUUUUUCCAAAAGUCUUGAAGAAAAGAUUCGAAAUUUUACGAAAUGAAUAAAAUGAAAUAAAGGAAAAAAAAAAUUCUGAAUUAAUUUCCAUAUUUUUAUAUUAAAAAAUACUGUUGACGAGAAGAUUCGAAAAAAUUCGGGACUUGUCGAUGAACCAAAUGAAAUAAUAAAUGUAAAUAAAUGAAAAAAAUGGGUUGUCUAAAAAAUGAAGAGAAAAAAAAAUCGUAGAGAUGAACUUGAAACGAGAUGUAAUAUCUCAUCAUAUCAUGGACCGCGAGUGGAUGAUCGAUCGAGCCCUGCGCGUUCGAGGGAUGCUGGCCAUAUUCCCCGAUCUUCCAAUCCCAGUAGCGAACAACCCUCCCUUGGUCAAUGCGACGAUUAAGGGUUUUGUGAUUAGGAACUCGACGAUCACCCAUAGACCGCCAUGCUCUCGUUGUGUUCCUCUUAGUUUAGUCAAAUCAUUUUCAAAUUCAUUUUCUUCUUAUUCCAUUCAUGGAUCUUUAUUCUCGAAUUAAGGAUCAAUUUUUAGAUUAGUUUCCUUGGCAAUCGUUUUUUCCUUAUAUAACGAGAAGAGGACCGACCGACUGAUCGUGUCUUCUUCAAGAAGAAGAAGAAGAAGAAGAAGAAGAAGAAGAAGAAGAAGAAGGUUCAACCUUUUCAUUUGAUUUCAUCGGAGAAAGAAGAAAUAAUUCGAUUUUUUUAUAUCAAUAUACUAUAUGAUACUCUAAUCGAUAACUCAUCGAAUUCGAAUCGUCCUAGAUUCGAAAAAAUAUCUUUCAAGAUGACUAGUUUUCGAGGAUUUUAUAUACCGUCCUUUGGGGCGACAGUUAACGUUGCUUGGGAGACAUUAAAAGCUAAAUGGCCAGAAAAUAGUCCAUGUAUGGAAUUAAUUCGUGGUACCGGUAUGACUGGUCAAGGUGAUCCUCAAGCUCGUACCGGUGAUUUUAAAUCGUUUGGAGAAGGCGAGGAUAAUACUGAGAUGACGACAAUGAAUGGUGAACAAGCAUAUAGGGAACAGAAUAAUGUUGCUAUUGCUGAGGAUUCAUUUAGUUAUCAAAGAAAUGGAGAUAAAGCUAGAACAGGAAGUUUGAGCAGUGGAGAAUUCAGCGAAUAUGACGAGGGUGGCGGUGAAUUUGGUGGAUCUGGUGUGAAGAUUAAUGAAUGGCAAGCAGCGUGGAAUGUUACCAAUGCUAUUCAGGGAAUGUUCAUCGUAUCUCUACCAUUUGCAGUCCUACGAGGAGGUUAUUGGGCAAUCGCAGCAAUGGUCGGUAUAGCACAUAUUUGCUGUUACACUGGUAAGAUUCUCGUCGAGUGUCUAUAUGAGUUCGACACAGUAACAGGUCAACGUGUUAGGGUACGAGAUUCUUACGUAGCCAUUGCUAAAGAAUGUUUCGGUCCAAGAUGGGGUGCAAGGGCAGUCAACAUUGCACAAAUAAUAGAAUUGUUGAUGACCUGCAUCUUAUACGUUGUUGUAUGUGGUGAUUUAAUGAUCGGUUCUUUUCCCGAAGGUGCUAUCGACACGAGAAGUUGGAUGAUGCUAAUAGGGAUAUUUUUACUUCCUCUUGGCUUUCUCAAAUCUUUGCAACAUGUAUCGAUGCUCAGCUUUUGGUGUACGAUGUCUCAUCUUUUCAUAAAUUUCAUUAUCGUCGGUUAUUGCAUUUUGGAGAUAGGCGAUUGGGGAUGGUCUAAAGUUAAAUGGACUAUCGAUAUGAAAAACUUUCCAAUCUCGCUUGGUGUAAUCGUAUUCAGUUACACCUCACAAAUCUUUCUACCAACGUUAGAAGGAAAUCUGAUAGAUCGUUCCAAGUUUAAUUGGAUGUUAAACUGGAGUCAUAUAGCUGCUGCUGCCUUUAAAUCUCUUUUUGGAUGGAUUUGCUUUUUGACUUUCCAGAAUGAUACACAACAGGUGAUCACAAACAAUCUUCAUUCACCUGGCUUUAAAGGUUUAGUCAAUUUUUGUCUGGUAGUUAAAGCUGUAUUGUCUUAUCCUUUGCCAUAUUAUGCUGCCUGUGAAUUACUUGAAAGAGCAUUUUUCAGAGGUCGACCUAAAACAAUCUUUCCUACGAUUUGGACGGUCGAUCGAGAACUUAAAGUUUGGGGUCUGGCAUGGAGAGUCGGUGUUAUUGUCUUCACCAUUCUCAUGGCUAUAUUCAUACCACAUUUCAGUAUUCUCAUGGGCUUCAUUGGCUCCUUCACUGGCACUAUGUUGUCGUUCAUAUGGCCUUGCUACUUUCAUCUUAAACUUAAAAGAAAUUCUAUGGAAUGGAGUGCUGUAGCGUAUGAUUGUUUUGUCAUCUUUUUAGGUAUACUAUUUGGGGUAAUUGGUGUUUAUGAUUCUGGCACCGCUUUGAUUGAUGCCUUUGAAAUUGGUUUACCCUUUUAAAUGAUUCAUAUAAUUCUUAUUGCUUUCAUUUUCUCAUUCAUCUCAUUCUGAGCUUGAGAAAUAUUGAAUCGCAAAUUUUCAUUUAUCCUAAUGGGACAACAAAAUGUAUAGUGUCUCUUUGAAAUCGAAAGAUAGAAAAAUUUUUAAGGAUAAACAAAUGCUCAUCGUAACAUCCAAUAAUUUUCUCAAUCACCUGAUUUCAUCCUUACUCUUCCAACGAUCUUCAAAAUGAUUAUAGUUCAUCGAAAUUUAACAAAUCAAGUGUCUUCCAUUUAAGAUCGCUUAGAGUUCUGUCAUAAUUAGAGAUAUUUUGAUGAUAUAUUGUAUAUUUAAAUUCAACCAGAACUGACAUAUCUAACAAUAUGCAAAAUACAAAUACAAAAAAAAAAGAGAGAAUGAAAAAACAUUUUACAGUUUCAGAAAUCUGAACUGUUCAUUGACCAUUGAAUUAAAAAAAAUAAAAUAAAAAAGAAAGAAAAAAAAAAGAAAAAAAAAGAAAAAAAA
Messenger RNA from Vespa mandarinia (Asian giant hornet), 3174 nucleotides. RefSeq names its product vesicular GABA transporter (gene VGAT). The record is from RefSeq and is a predicted model, not a curated record. Gene Ontology annotation, cellular component: vacuolar membrane. Gene Ontology annotation, biological process: amino acid transmembrane transport. NCBI's taxonomy places the organism in Eukaryota, Metazoa, Arthropoda, Insecta, Hymenoptera, Vespidae. Gene Ontology annotation, molecular function: L-amino acid transmembrane transporter activity.